This is a messenger RNA of Phalaenopsis equestris, 876 nucleotides long. RefSeq lists its product as uncharacterized. The record is from RefSeq and is a predicted model, not a curated record. The transcript has 2 exons. Bases 76 to 786 code for a protein of 236 amino acids. NCBI's taxonomy places the organism in Eukaryota, Viridiplantae, Streptophyta, Magnoliopsida, Asparagales, Orchidaceae.
GAGAGAGAGAGGGGGGGGGAGAGAGAGAGAGAGAGAGAGAGGGGUGGAGAGAGAGAGAGAGAGAGAGAGAGGAGGAUGGAGUGGAGAAAGAGCUACAUGGAUCUGGUACUAGUUCCAUUGAGCCUUCUCCUGUUCAUAGUUUACCAUGGCUGGCUUUGGCAUAAGGUGAGGACUCAGCCUCGCCGCACCAUCAUCGGAAUGAACUCGGCCGGCCGCCGGCUUUGGGUCCGGUCGGUCAUGAAGGACUCGGACAAGAAAAACGUUCUGGCAGUACAAACCCUACGGAACGCCAUAAUGAGCUCAACAUUAAUGGCCACCACAUGCAUUCUCCUCUGCUCAGCUCUGGCAGCAGUUUUAAGCAGCACAUACAGUGUUAAGAAACCAAUCUCAGACUCCAUUUAUGGAGCUCAUGGAGAGCUCAUGGUCGCCCUAAAAUACAUUUCUCUCCUCCUCAUCUUCCUCUUCGCCUUCAUCUGCUACUCACUUUCAGUUCGCUUCAUGUGCCAAGUCAGCUUCCUCAUCAACACCACUCCGGUUUCUUCUGAGAAUCUAACCCUAGUAAUUAUCACGCCUGAAUAUGUCUGUGAGCUGUUGGAGAAAGGUUUUUUGCUUAAUACUUUCGGGAAUAGAUUGUUCUAUACUGCUCUUUCAUUGCUGUUGUGGGUGUUUGGGCCUGUUCUUGUCUUUGUAUGUUCGGCUGUUAUGGUUUCUGUGUUGUAUUGUCUUGAUGUGGUGUGUGACGUGAAAGGCAAUGGUGGUGGAGAGAAGGGUGAGGAAUAUUUGUAAGUGUGAUGUGUGAUGGUGAUUAAUAAUGUAUAUGUUGUAUGUUUCAUCAUCAUCCAUUAAGUAAUUGGAUUGGUUUGAAUUGAGGGAAGG